This is a messenger RNA of Thamnophis sirtalis, 4725 nucleotides long. It is a transcript of the gene CUNH1orf216, whose product is annotated as chromosome unknown C1orf216 homolog. The record is from RefSeq and is a predicted model, not a curated record. NCBI's taxonomy places the organism in Eukaryota, Metazoa, Chordata, Lepidosauria, Squamata, Natricidae.
CUCUCCGCAAUCGCCACCGGCACCGGCACCACCGUCUGGGCACCUCCAGGAAACGGGCGGUGCUUCCUUGCAACAUUCCCGAUCUGUGCCAUUUCCGCCCCCCUCCCGCGUCUUACUCCGUAGAAGCGACGGUCGGCUGCCAAAAUCCUGCCAGCCCCCCUCCCCGCCCGAGCGCCCCUCCCCGCUACAUUCCUGCGAGGCUCCAGCGUUGGGUGGGGGCAUCGAUGUUUGCCAUGUGCCAACCGGAAUUCCCCCUCCAGCCACAGCUCGGUGAAGUCCAGGGAAAUUCACAGCAGGAUGUGAUCUACCGUAACAAAAAGGACUCCCAUCCAGAUAAGAACCUCAACUUCAUGGAUGAGAAGUCCUAUGAUAGCAAUGAAAACUGGAGCCAAUCCAUAUCAAAGGUGCAGAUACCAGAGGAAUGGGAGCAAUGGAAUUACAGUGGGAUAAAGAAGGUACCUGAGAAUCUAAUAUGCCAACAGAAAACAAAGAAUUGCUCCAGAGGCAUUUCUCAGAACCUAAAGUCUGAUGACAACUUCCUGGGCUUAGAGGAGGAGAAGGAAGGACAGGAGGAGGACAUUCGUAGACCACCCGAAGGUGCCGAGGUCAGGAGUCCAGAACAAGAGACCAACUGCCAGGUGAAGGUGAAGGUAAGAGGGAAACUGGCCAGGUCCCCUCGAGAAGAUAAGGGUUGUUCCAGCAGUCAUUGGAUUGAUAGCCCUGAGAGUGAUGGCACCAAUGUUUGGAAGAUACCUUCUGUUACUGAUGAAGACUGGACAUGUAACACUAAGCAACAAGCCUCCUCUGGUGAUUUUGACAGUUCUUCCUCUAGUUCUGAGACCUUCUCCCCAUCACUGGCAGAAGCUUUCAGGAACAUGCAGGAGAAGGAGAAGUUCAAAGAGUUGGAGAAACAGAAAUAUCGCAUCCACUUAGUGAUGUAUCGCCGCCUGGCCUUGCUACGCUGGAUUCGCAGCCUCCAACAGAAUGUUGCUGACCAGCAAAAUCGACUGCAGGAGAGCUUUGACACUAUCCUGGACAACCGCAAAGAACUUAUUCAACAUGUCCAGCAAGGCACGGUGCACACCAAAACCUCAACUUAGGGAGAAUUGUAAAAAAAAGCCCCCCCUUCUAUCUCUUCAUUUCUUAGUUUGGCCUCCCAAAUAAGGGUCAUCAGGAUCAUGGUUUGUUUGCACUUUGCCCCAGUGGACUUUUCUCGUGUUUGAUGUUCCUCCUAGAACACAUCAGAAAAUUAUCAGCAAGUUAGUACAUAGACACUCCAGGACAUAUUAUUUAUGCGGACACAUAAUUUUUGUUCCAAGAUAUUUUCCAAGAUGCAUCACUUCUGGGGGUGAAUGUAUUAUAAAUACAACUUAGAGUGAAACAAAAUAAGAGAUGCAGGUGGUAUUAUGAUGAUUCGAGCCUAUGGCCAUGGAGAAAAGCUGAAAAAUCGUGGACAUAUAGGCUUAUAAAAUACCUGCUAAGCAUCUGAGAUGGAAAGAAGCUUGAAAUGGGAAUUUUUUAAGUCAGUUAUCAAAUCUUGUGCUACUAACUGGAUAAAAUGUUGGAUGCUUCAAACCAUGAUGCAGCUUGCAUGGCAUGACAUCCUUAUGAUACAUGAGGUAGUUCUGUGCCACUAUUUGAUAACUACUCCGAACUGCCAAAUUUCUGUUCCUAACCUGCCUGGCCAUUUCCAUACACUUUGCCUUAUUUAUCAUCCUUGUUAGCUUCUUAGCUAGACUCCAUCCUUCUUGCUAUGAACAAGGGCUUUGAGUUGGUUUGCUAUCCAAGCUUUCUAUCCUAGGUUUUGCUAUCCAAGCUUUCACAUCCUGCUUCCAGGUGCUUACAACUUUUUCAGCCCUUAAAGUUCAAACCUAUCAGCAUGCAAAACAAGAAUCUGGAAACCAAAGAUCUGAAAGGCUUUAGAAUAGGCAGGAUUCUUCUCUCCAGCCUUGUAUUUGGUUAAUCUACAUCUGGUUCUUUCCUUGGCCCUCAUCGAUUUAUCAAAAUGGGAUGAUGCUGAAUUUGAAGCUGAUUUUGUGAACCAAUCAACAUAUGCCCCAAAUGUAACCAACCCAACAAUCCAAAUUGUAUCUCCUGUUCUUCAUCUGAUCCUUGGUGUAUGUUGAACCAAGGUUGGAUGUCAACAUAAAAAAAUCUGUGCCCAAGUUGAUUGAAGAAAGAGGAUCUUGUUUCCUACGUUUUGGACAAUGACCUCUUUAAAUUAAAACCAGAAGCACGUUUCACUUUACUUCCAAAUAAACCAAACCUUUCCAAGAGUGUAUUCACCUUGGAGACCAAAUAUGAUUGUACACAUAAUUGCAUGCAUGUUUGUUUAAAAAAAAAAACAAGGAGCAUGGAAUAUUGUAACUUUCAAAGUAACACAGUUGUAUGUUAACUUCCAGAAAUCUUCAUCACUGGCUAAAAUUGAAGCCUAGUAGCCUCUUGAAGCCCAUAAAUUUUUGCAUAAGUAGAGUAAUAAUACAGGUACUUCUCAAUUUACAACUGUCGUAAAUCAUGGCGGCUGUAAAGCAGAUCACCUAUGUGAUUGAACGACCUUUUUUGGUGGUCAUUAAGCAAAUGCUGUGUUGGUUAAGUGACCCCAUUAUUCACCAUGGGCCAUUUUUGUCCCAAACCAGAAGUAAAUGCCACUUCUCAAAAUCUUUCCUCCUUAAGAUGUUCAUUCUCUUGGAAUGAAGAAGAGACAUAUAUCUCAUCCUUGUGCCUCUCAAUCAUACUCUACACUGCCCUUUAAAAAAAACCAAGUGUGCUAUAUUUCCUUGAAUUUUAUUUGUAUAAGACUAAUUCCUGUCUUCCACAUCCAGAAAGGCUAUAGAAAUUGAAUUAAAUGUCACACAAUACACUGAAGAGAUACCUAAUCCUGUAGGUAGAUUUGCAAUAAUACAGCUACAAACUACUGUUCUCUAGUCUACAAUGUUUGGUGAACACAAACUCUGAGCGACUUGCUAACAAAACUGGCUCCUCUUUUAAGAUGAGUUAGAAAGUUUCUGAGAGUGUUUGACAUUUUCCAAAAUAUCUAAAUUAGGGAAUAUCAUAUGAAAAUAUUUGUUUGGCCAAUUGACCAAACCCAAUUUGCUAUUUCUUUAGUAUGAUAAGCUGUCAGAUUUAUGUCAAAGUUAAUAUCCCCUAGUUCUUCAGUAUAAUCUACUGACCUCAGUUGGUUCUGGUUACCUUCAAGAUUAAUAGAUAUUUCACCCAGCAUCUUUUUGGUGGAAGUGAAAUUUAUUUUUUUAAAUAUUUUACAUAAUGUUUAUUUUAAUCUUCCUUUCCUACAGAUGAUUCCAACUAUGAUAGAAGUAGAGAUAUAUGGAUGUACAUUUCCAGUAAUGGAUAUCGUGUUGCGGAAAUCCUUCUCAAACUGAUUAAAAAAAAAAAACAUUUAUGAUUCAUCUGUGUAAAGAGACUUGUCUGUUGCUUUUCUAUAUUUUUUUUAACAGAAUAAAUGUAUUACAAAGUAUAAUAUAGGAUAAUGAUGUAAACUGACUUUACUGAUUGAAGCAUUUGGGUAAUUAUUGCUAUCGCUAGUACAAAUCAGGAGUGAUAUGCAUGUUCUUUGAAAGAAGAUAAAAAUGUCUAUAUUUGGAGACAUACUUUGCAUCUUGAUUAGUAAGCUCCUACCUAAGGCAUUUUGUGGGUAAAUGAAAUAAGAUUAUAGAAUGAGAAUGCAGGUGGCAAUACAUUGGAUGUAAAAUUUCCAUAGAUUUUGUUUGCAUUGUGUCUAAGCAGAUGCUAUUCAGGUAGUCCUUCACUUAUGACUAUUUGCGCUCGCAAUUUCAGUCAUAAAGUGGGUCAUCCUGUGAGCAUGCCCAAUUUUACAAUCUUUUGCUGGUGGUCACUAAGCAAACACUGUGGUUGUACAGUGAACACCAUGGUUGUUAAGUGAACACUACAGCCAUUAACAAAGCCAUUGUUUAUUAUGACAUGGUUCUUCUGCCAGGAAUUGGAAAUAAACACUGGUUUUCAGCAAAAAUGGCAUGUGAUUCUGGGGGGGCUGCAAAUGUUCAUAAAUGCAGGCUAGUUGCCAAGUGCCCCAAAUGUAGUCAUGUAACUGUGGGAGACGUGGAAAUGGGACGUCGGAAUGUUGAAUCCGGCUUAUAAGUCCCUUGUUUAGGGUACAUCAUAACUUCGAAAAUGAUGUCUGAUGGGUCAUUCCAUGUCAAGUGGUCUGCGGCUCCCUGCUCGACCAUCACAGAUUUCGAUGAAAUUUGGUGUGAACAUGCACACAUGUCCCCAAUGAACAUUGGUAAAGAGUUACAUUUGCCGAUGCAAUAGUUGUGGAGAUAUAGCCCAUACCUCAGCCCUCUACAGUAUGACUCUGAGGUUUCAGCAACUUUGAGACAUAAUACUGUAUCUCUGGCAAUAUUUUGCUGAGAGAAACAGAACUUGGCCAUCUUUUGUACAACUUGUUGUGUUCUAUUAAACAAAAUAAUAAAAACUUUCUCAUGAGCGAUCUCCAUCUAGAUUAUUUGGGGCAAAGUUGGCCAAAAAUGAACGCAGCUCGAAAAAAGGUUAAAGUUUGGCUUUUUAUAACUCUGGAAGGAAAGGUAUGAGAAAUGUGAAACUUUGUGUGUAAUAACUUAACAAUACAAGGUUUUCAAAUACAACAUUUUAUUCUGCAACUGAUUUCCAGUAGUUCACAAAUUGAGUGUAAAGUUUCUGAUUAUAAAUUGAGGACUAUGUGUACCAGUGGUGGGUUCCUACCAGUUC